CCUCCGUCGUGCGGUCGUGCCUCGCCUCUGCUUCCUCUACUGCUUCGUCCGUACCUUACCUGUAUGCAAUACAUCGCCUCCGCCUUUGUCUCUGAAACAACCGCAUCAUCACGGCGAUGUACAGUGAUUUAGCCAACUAACCUGUCGAUCAAGCGUCAGUCGUUCACUGAGUGCCAAACAAUAAACAACAACUACAUUUACCACUACUGCCACAGCCGUAGCUGUGGUUGUAAACAGUUCCUAAAAAUUCCGUAACACAGAUACGAAACACUCAAAUAGAACCCAACUGCAAAGUCAAAAUACCCAGCAACUGAAUCAAAGCGCGCAAGCAGUAGGCAGUAGGCAGCAAGCAAUCUAAACAGCAGAGAUAGAGGUAGCAAUCGAGUCUGGGCCGAACGACCAGUUGACGAGUCUUUUAAUCGCACUGCGGCUAGAACAUUGAAUUCAUUCGCUGAACGAGCGUCGAAGUGUGUAGAAUACUCGGUCGCAAACGAUUCUGUCUGGCAAAAGCAGAAAGAGAUUUACGUUAAGUGAACAGAAAAAAUUCAAACGGCAAUACGUGUUGAAUGAAAGUGAAUUGGACCGAAGACUAAUUGAAUAGCGACAAAGUGUUGAAAAAGACAAAGAGUAAUCAAGUUAAAAGCAAGAAUAUAAAAGUGAAUUUUGUAAAUAAUAAAUAAAAUUUUGAGGUGAUAAACUAUCUAAGAGUAUAAAAACUGAAAAAAUUAAAAAUAUCGUGAUACCUUCAUUGGAUUUGUGAUUUGUUUACUAAAAUGGUAACAGGAGUUGCUGGCGCAAAUAUGGCAGCCAACGUGAUUGGAGCACCGGUAACUAUGCUCAAAGAUGCGCCACCAGUCAAAAGUGAUCGUCGGUCGAACAAGCCAAUUAUGGAAAAACGCCGGCGCGCUCGCAUCAACAAUUGCUUAAAUGAGCUGAAAACGCUGAUUCUGGACGCCACAAAAAAAGACCCCGCGCGUCACUCUAAACUAGAAAAAGCUGACAUUUUGGAGAAAACCGUGAAGCAUUUGCAAGAACUGCAACGCCAGCAGGCUGCUAUGCAGCAAGCCGCCGACCCCAAGGUCAUCAACAAAUUCAAGGCCGGAUUUGCCGAUUGCGCCAAUGAGGUUAGUCGGUUCCCGGGCCUUGAUCCUGCUGUCAAACGGCGUCUCCUUCAACACCUCAGCAAUUGCAUAAAUGGCGUUAAGUCCGAAUUGCACCAGCAUCAACGCCAAUUGGCAGGCGCUCCAGCUCAAAUGCUUCCUUCACCACCAAGCUCGCCCGAACAGGAUCAGCAGCAUCUCCAACAGCAACAGCAUGUUGUUGCUGCUGCUGCCGCCGCCGCAGCUACUACCGGCCACCCUUUUCUUUUGGGUGCUCAAUUGCAACAUAAAAUGAAUGGAUAUUUCCUGCCUAAUGGACUCCAAGUGAUCCCCACCAAACUUCCCAAUGGUAGUAUAGCACUAGUAUUGCCACAUCAUCACCAACAGCAGGCGCAACAAAUGUCAACGCACUUGCAGCAACAACAGUUGAGCGCUGCUCAAGGCUCCGCGCUGAUGGUAAUGCCCACCCGCACCGCCUCUACCAGCUCUGCCUCCUCACACAGCUCAUCUGUCUAUGAACGCACCCUUUGUUCACCAACAAACAGUGUAACACACUACGCCCCUCCAAGCCCCGCUAACUCCUACGAAGCUAUGGACUGCAAACCCUCAGUCAUUCAACACGCUCCCACACUAUCCCAACAACAGCAGAACCAACAACCGCUCUCGCUGGUUAUCAAGAAGGACAUCAAAGUGGAGGAUGAACAGCCUUGGCGGCCAUGGUGAAAGGGCUGCCACCGUGCGUACCCCCAAAAAGAACUGGAAACGCCCCUUUUCAUAGAAACGAGGGCGGAUGUGAUGAAUACCAAAGCAUAAAAGCCGCUAAUGACUGGCUUGGCGCGGCACGGCAUUCGGCAGCAAAUUACGAUGGAAGCAGUUGAGCACAUUGGAAAGUCAAUUCCUGCUGUUUUUGCAAACGCUGACAUCGGUUUAAGGGUCUAGCGAAACGGCAGUCACGAUUUAGACUCGGGUCCACUUGCCUUUGUGUAAAUGGCGUUGAAGUUGAAAAGACGCCGUUGGCUAACCACACUCGCUGCGUCAGCCUCAGUCAUCUCAAUCGUCACAGCGACAGUUAUUGUGUGUGACGCAUAUACCCCGCCGACUGAGCACGCUGAUAUGCAUCCAGAAAUACCAGCAGCAACAUGAUAAAAGCACAAAACCAUUGAACAACGCACGUAAACAACUACUACCUCAGCAAUACAGGGGCGAAGCGCGGUUAGAUCCACCUCAGGGGUGCUUCAUUUCAAUAACUCAGCUAUCUCAUUGGAGUAUUACAAGUAGAGUAACUAAUAUUGGUGAAACGUCAAAGUUUUUAGUCAUUAAUUAUUUAUAAUUUCAAAUGCAGAAUGCACAUAGUUUACGGUUUGCAAUUAACAUUUCUUAUUAUUAUAAGUUUCAAUUUGAUCACUUUUACAAAUUUAAUUUUGCACGUGUACAAAUGCACAAGUGUACAUACAUAGGUAUAAAACAAUAAAAUCUUAGAGGUCUUCCCAACUGGUAGAGUAAUUUGUACUUGGCGAAGUGCGUUAGUGCAUAAAAACAUAUACAUGCACAUAUAUAUACUUUUACAAAAUAUUCUACUUUUAUUUUAAAUAUAAAAUUAGAUGUACUUAUUUAUCUAGUUUUGUAAGGAUUGUAAAAUUUUAGAAAAAAUAAACAAAAGAUAAAAAUAUUACCUGAAAAAGAAUAAGAAGGAAAAAAUCAUAAUAAAACCAAAUUUUAUUAACUGAAACUCAA
Molecule: messenger RNA, 2834 nt
Organism: Anastrepha ludens (Mexican fruit fly)
Lineage: Eukaryota; Metazoa; Arthropoda; Insecta; Diptera; Tephritidae
Gene: hry
Product: protein hairy
Exons: 3
Coding region: 774-1823 (349 amino acids)
Biological process (GO): anterior/posterior pattern specification; regulation of neurogenesis; regulation of transcription by RNA polymerase II
Cellular component (GO): nucleus
Molecular function (GO): DNA-binding transcription factor activity, RNA polymerase II-specific; RNA polymerase II cis-regulatory region sequence-specific DNA binding; protein dimerization activity
Source: RefSeq, a predicted model, not a curated record